Messenger RNA from Knipowitschia caucasica, 2262 nucleotides. The record is from the annotation of a GenBank genome assembly. NCBI's taxonomy places the organism in Eukaryota, Metazoa, Chordata, Actinopteri, Gobiiformes, Gobiidae.
AUGUAUUAUUAUUAUUAUUAUUAUUAUAACAUACGCCACCUCAAACGCCACCUCAACGCCACCUCAACGCCACCUCCACGCCACCUCCACGCCAACAUACGCCACCUCAACGCCACCUCAACGCCACCUCCACGCCACCUCCACGCCACCUCCACGCCACCUCCACGCCACCUCCACGCCACCUCGACGCCACCUCCACGCCACCUCCACGCCACCUCCACGCCAACAUACGCCACCUCAACGCCACCUCAACGCCACCUCAACGCCACCUCCACGCCACCUCCACGCCAACAUACGCCACCUCAACGCCACCUCCACGCCACCUCCACGCCACCUCCACGCCACCUCCACGCCAACAUACGCCACCUCAACGCCACCUCAACGCCACCUCAACGCCACCUCCACGCCACCUCCACGCCAACAUACGCCACCUCAACGCCACCUCAACGCCACCUCAACGCCACCUCCACGCCACCUCCACGCCACCUCCACGCCACCUCCACGCCACCUCCACGCCAACAUACGCCACCUCAACGCCACCUCAACGCCACCUCAACGCCACCUCCACGCCAUCUCCACGCCAACAUACGCCACCUCAACGCCACCUCAACGCCACCUCCACGCCACCUCCAUGCCACCUCCACGCCACCUCCACGCCACCUCCACGCCAACAUACGCCACCUCAACGCCACCUCCAUGCCACCUCCACGCCACCUCCACGCCAACAUACGCCACCUCAACGCCACCUCCAUGCCACCUCCACGCCACCUCCACGCCAACAUACGCCACCUCAACGCCACCUCCACGCCACCUCCAUGCCACCUCCACGCCACCUCCACGCCAACAUACGCCACCUCAACGCCACCUCCACGCCACCUCCAUGCCACCUCCACGCCACCUCCACGCCAACAUACGCCACCUCAACGCCACCUCAACGCGACCUCCACGCCACCUCCACGCCACCUCCGCGCCACCUCCAUGCCACCUCCACGCCACCUCCACGCCACCUCCACGCCACCUCCACGCCAACAUACGCCACCUCAACGCCACCUCCGCGCCACCUCCACGCCACCUCCAUGCCACCUCCACGCAACCUCCACGCCACCACCACGCCACCUCCACGCCAACAUACGCCACCUCAACGCCACCUCCACGCCACCUCCACGCCACCUCCACGCAACCUCCACGCCACCUCCACGCCAACAUACGCCACCUCAACGCCACCUCCACGCCACCUCCACGCCACCUCCACGCCACCUCCACGCCAACAUACGCCACCUCAACGCCACCUCAACGCCACCUCAACGCCACCUCCACGCCACCUCCAUGCCACCUCCACGCCACCUCCACGCCACCUCCACGCCAACAUACGCCACCUCAACGCCACCUCAACGCCACCUCAACGCCACCUCCACGCCACCUCCACGCCACCUCCAUGCCACCUCCACGCCACCUCCACGCCAACAUACGCCACCUCAACGCCACCUCAACGCCACCUCCACGCCACCUCCAUGCCACCUCCACGCCACCUCCACGCCACCUCCGCGCCACCUCCACGCAACCUCCACGCCACCUCCACGCCAACAUACGCCACCUCAACGCCACCUCCACGCCACCUCCACGCCACCUCCACGCCACCUCCACGCCAACAUACGCCACCUCAACGCCACCUCCGCGCCACCUCCACGCCACCUCCAUGCCACCUCCACGCAACCUCCACGCCACCUACACGCCACCUCCACGCCACCUCCACGCCACCUCCACGCCAACAUACGCCACCUCCACGCCACCUCCACGCCACCUCCACGCCACCCCCAGGCAACCUCCACGCAACCUCCACGCCACCUCCAUGCCACCUCCACGCCACCUCCACGCCAACAUACGCCACCUCAACGCCACCUCCACGCCACCUCAACGCCACCUCUAUGCCACCUCCACGCCACCUCCACGCCAACAUACGCCACCUCAACGCCACCUCAACGCCACCUCCACGCCACCUCAACGCCACCUCCACGCCACCUCCACGCCACCUCCACGCAACCUCCAUGCAACCUCCACGCCACCUCCAUGCCACCUCCACGCCACCUCCACGCCAACAUACGCCACCUCAACGCCACCUCCACGCCACCUCAACGCCACCUCUAUGCCACCUCCACGCCACCUCCACGCCACCUCCACGCCACCUCCACGCCACCUCCACGCCACCUCCACGCCACCUCCACGCAACCUCCAGGAAUAAAACCAGGAUUUCUAUUUUUGUGA